AUGUCGAGUACCCAUCCUGAAGCACGUUUAACUACGGACAACUUGGAAUCCCUGAAAGAGGGUGAGGUAUUUGUUGACAGUGAAACAGGCAAGAAGUAUCGAGUGAAGAAGACAAUCCUUCCGCAUUAUGCUUCUUCAGGACCUUAUGGAUUAGGAGACCCUGAUGACAGGACGUUGCGACGUAUUGAAGCAGAUGUCAUUAUACCUAAUCGGAUGAAUGCUCAGAUCGAGAAAGUAGAGUGUCACGAAUCCUAUCUAGAUCUUGUCAAUUGUAUGAGAGAGAAAGGUGCUGUGAAAGGUUUAAGAAAGUGCCAACCGGAAUUGGGUGUCUUCAAUCAUUGUAAAUUUCUCAAGUUCAACGACACCGAAUUUCGGGAGCGAAUGACAGAGGAAUAUUUACAAGAGCGUUCAGAAGCUCGUCGAACAGGAAAAACUGCACGAGAACGAAUGCUCGAAGAAUACCGUGAAUGGAAGAAAGAGCACGAGACUAGUUGA
Molecule: messenger RNA, 495 nt
Organism: Cooperia oncophora
Lineage: Eukaryota; Metazoa; Nematoda; Chromadorea; Rhabditida; Trichostrongylidae
Source: the annotation of a GenBank genome assembly